AUGAGUAUGACACAACUGCAUCCCGCCCCUAGAGAAACCGUCCUGCCACCAUCGCCAGAAAUCGCAUACAGCAUUACCCAACACUACCAUCACUCGGCCCACAGAAUCGCCCAGCACACAGAUCAACCCUCAAGCAUCGAUAUUCUGAGGCAUCACGGCCUUGAUCCAAACACCCUUACCCAGGAUCAGCUAGCUCUCUUUGAAAACGCCGAUGCAGAGCAGAGAGAACGACUGAUCCAAACAUGGCAGCUGUACUCGCAGUUUGGAACUGAAGUCAGUGCCCCUGCUCCGGACUUUGCUAUGCAUGAUUCUGCUAUGGACUACAGUGGGGAUGGAAAUGUCUAUACCGAUGCUGAACCGUACAUGGUAUCUGGCUACGAGAAUGCUGCCAACCAAGCUCCUCAUCUACCUAAAGAACCCACCACUGGUGAAUCCUAUGUUCCCUCAAAGGACCCGGUGUAUCAAGGCCAGCAAUGGUGGGAGAUGACCAGAGCUGCUCCAAUGGAAUCACAAUAUGGCGCAUUUCAAGAGAUGGGACGAUACUACCCUAGCUGUGGUGUAUACCACCAUUAG
Penicillium griseofulvum is the source of this 573-nucleotide messenger RNA. RefSeq lists its product as uncharacterized. NCBI's taxonomy places the organism in Eukaryota, Fungi, Ascomycota, Eurotiomycetes, Eurotiales, Aspergillaceae. The transcript has a single exon. The coding region runs from base 1 to 573 and encodes 190 amino acids. The record is from RefSeq and is a predicted model, not a curated record.